Molecule: messenger RNA, 3108 nt
Organism: Diversispora eburnea
Lineage: Eukaryota; Fungi; Glomeromycota; Glomeromycetes; Diversisporales; Diversisporaceae
Source: the annotation of a GenBank genome assembly
AUGUCUGAAACUCCGUUUGAAAAUAAAUUUGAUGAUCUUAUUCAUAAACUAGACAUAUCUGAAACUCUAAGUAAUGUGGAUGUUUCAAAUCCUUUUAGUGAUGUAGUUUCGUCUUUAAUCACACCAGUAGGAGUAGAUUCUUCCUUAAUAGAAGGGAAUCAUAGCGAUCUGGAUAAUGGCUUUUUCGAACCAAAUUUCAUAAAAAGUGAUGAAUUUAAAGAAUUUGAAGACUUAGAUAUUAAAGAUGAUGUUAUAGAUUCUGCUAAUUUAUCAAUUACAUCAGAUCAAAAUAUUGAGAGAAUUAGUAACAGUGAUGAAUCGUUGACUGAUGAAAGUAAUUUUACGAGAGAUUCACAGUUAGAUCUAAAAGGAAAUAACGAGGUUGGGACUACUCCAUUAUUUGAUAUUUCGGUAGAAGAUCCACAAAAAAUUGGAGAUCCUAUUAAUGCUCAUAUUAUAUACAGAGUUAGAACUAGAACAACAUCGGAUAAAUUUAAAAGCAAUGAUUUUACAGUUUUAAGAAGAUAUCGAGAUUUUUUAUGGCUUUAUAAUCAAUUAACUUUAAGAAAUCCAGGGGUAAUCGUUCCACCUGUACCGGAAAAACAUGCUAUUGGUCGUUUCCAAGAUGAAUUUGUAGAGAAUCGUCGUCAAGCUCUUGAAAAAUAUGAAUCCAAAGGAGUAUUAAAGUCAUUAGGCGAGGCAGUUUCAAAUGCCACGACGUUUACCAAAUUUACAGAAACAGAUGAAUGGUUUGAAAAUCGUAAAAAUCAAUUGUACAUUCUUGAUUCACAAUUAAAGGCCUUGUUAAAAUCCGUUGAAACUAUUGUUAAACAACGUAAAGUUACUGCUGAAUUUGGGGAUAACAUCUUGUCUUUAAGUGAAGUGGAGAGUAAUGAAACUUUAGCGAAUCAUUUGACUAUAUUAGGAAACAUACAACAUCAAAUUAAAGAAUUACAUGAAAAGCAGGCACAACAAGAUGUUGUAACUUUGGAAAGUACUAUUGAUGAAUAUAUUCGUUUAAUAGGAUCUAUUAAGGUCGCGUUUAAUUCACGUUCCAAAGUUUAUCAAACGUGGAAAAAUGCUAUAAAUGAUUUACAGAAGAAGAAGGCUAAUUAUGAAAAGACGAAAACUCAGGUCGAGGAGUGUAAAAACGAUUUCGAAGAUGUCACAGAACUUAUUAAAGCUGAAAUAGAUCGAUUUGAUAAAGAAAAAGUGGAAGACUUUAAAAAUAGUGUUGAAGCAUUUUUGGAAUCGAUGGUACAAACACAAAAAAGGUUACGAGUAGUACCAACUAUACCAUCACUUAUUCCAUCAAUGCUUUGGCACUUUACUGAAGAAAGUAUCGACCAGAAAAUGAACCCCUUUCCCCACCAGUUAAUCUAUCAACCAAACGGUUCCCCGAAUGGCCAGGUGUCCCCAAAUCAAUCACCCUCUCAUUCACCCUCACCUCCUACAGCAUCUCCAAAUCAAACUUCGCCGUCACUUGGAUAUCCCGUAUCACAUAAUUUACAAACAAUUUAUAGUGGUAAUAGUAUGCACUUAUAUUCUUUACAAUCAAAAUUACAACCAAAGUUACAACCUUCUUUAGGACACGCGUUUGGACCACACUCCUUGUUAAACCAAACAUCAGGACCUCCCGGACAAGCUUUAAUGCCACCGGUUUCUCAUGCAAUGAAUCAGCCACAAUUAAAUAUAUCUCUAAAUACAGGUGUAACCAAUACAAAUAAUCUAACAGUAGUGAGUUCGACACAUUGGCAAUCACAACUUAAUUAUGCACAAUUAUCCCCAAUAGCAAUAACAGAUCCAAAUAAUCCUAAUAAACCUCCAGUGAAUGGAGUAUUAAAUAAGAAAGAGGUUAAUGGAGAUAAAGAUAAACAAGAUCAACCAUUUCAACAAUGGAUGAUAAUUGAUCUGGGUGGUAUGGGCCUCAAGAACAUUAAUAUAUCAGGAAAUAAAUUAUCAGUUCUCCCAUCAGAUUUGGGAAUGUUAACGAAUUUAAAGGAACUUUUAUUAUUUGAUAAUAAUAUUGUAACAUUACCAUAUGAAUUGGGUACACUUUAUCAAUUGGAGACACUUGGAAUAGAGGGAAAUCCAAUAAGUGAGGCAAUUAAAUCAUUAUUACAAAAAGAGGGUACGACGGCAGUAAUUUCAUUUUUAAGGGAUAAUUGUCAAGUACCACCACAUCCAAUGGAAAGGGAUUGGAUAAUGUUGGAAACUGAUACUGUUGGAGGAGAACGUGAUUCUUUCACUCUCCUUUGCUAUAAUAUUUUAUGUGAAAAAUAUGCAACUACCCAAUUAUAUGGUUAUACUCCUUCAUGGGCACUUGCUUGGGAUUAUCGAAAAGAACUUAUCGUGGGUGAAGUAUUAUCUUAUAAUGCGGAUAUUGUAUGCCUUCAGGAUGCAUAUCACAAACAUGGAGAUUACGAUAGCGUUUAUUGGCCAAAAUCUCGUGCUAAAACGAUGUCCGAUUGGGAGAAAAAAUCCGUAGAUGGAUUUGCGUUACAGAGACCAGAUAUUAAGAAAACCGAAGACAUGUUUAAUCGAGUUAUUACUAAAGAUAAUAUUGCAAUUGUAACAUUACUUGAGAAUAAGGAGAAUUCAACACGAAUUAUUAUUGCUAAUUGUCAUAUUCAUUGGGAUCCUUCAUAUGCGGACGUUAAACUUGUUCAAGUUGCCAUGUUAAUGGAUGAAAUAGAUAAAUUAUCUCAUAAAUGGAGUACAUUACCUAAUCAAUCAUCUUAUAAUUAUAAUAAUCACCCAAAUAAAAUGUCAACCAUUAUUUGUGGUGAUUUUAAUUCAACACCUGAUUCUGGUGUAUAUGAAUUUUUAUCUCGUGGAACAAUAAAACAAGAUCAUGGUGAUUUUGGUGAUCAUAUUUAUGGAUCAUAUACUUCAGGGGGUUUAUCUCAUGGAUUAUCACUUAAAUCCUCUUAUUCUAAUAUUGAGGAAUUACCUUUUACCAAUUUUACACCUUCAUUUACUGGUGUAAUUGAUUAUAUUUGGUAUUCUACCAAUACGUUAACCGUUACUGGUUUACUGGGUGGCGUAGAUAGAGAAUAUCUGUCUAAAAUGGUGGGAUUUCCAAAUGCGCAUUUUCCUUCUGAGUAA